Messenger RNA from Mangifera indica (mango), 471 nucleotides. RefSeq names its product mitochondrial import inner membrane translocase subunit TIM8. The record is from RefSeq and is a predicted model, not a curated record. NCBI's taxonomy places the organism in Eukaryota, Viridiplantae, Streptophyta, Magnoliopsida, Sapindales, Anacardiaceae.
AAAAAAGGGUUUUAGCAGAUACCUAAUAGCACAAUCCAAAUCGAAAACUGAUGGAUACUUCAGAUCUUAAUUCCCCUGAAUUGCAGCGAUUUCUCAAUCAAGAAAAGGAAAAGGCCAUGGUUAAUGAAAUGGUGGCAAAGCUAACAAAUGUUUGCUGGGACAAAUGCAUCAGUACACCUGGUAGUAAGUUCAGCUCCAGUGAAACAGCUUGUCUUUCCAACUGUGCUCAGCGUUACUUGGAUAUGAGUGUCAUUAUCAUGAAACGCUUUCAGUCCAUGCACUAAAGGAAAUGGCAUCAUAGAUAUUUUAUGGGUACAAGAGUUGGCCUUUUGUUUCUCACUAAAUUUUUAGAUGAUGUAUUUUGUUUGGAACCCUUAUGUUCAAAUGGAUUCUGUAAUUUCAGAACUCCAGAGAUAAUUUUUUCUCUGGAUAUGUUAAAUUGCUAUGAGCCCUCUUGAUGACAUUGUCAAG